Molecule: messenger RNA, 4396 nt
Organism: Petromyzon marinus (sea lamprey)
Lineage: Eukaryota; Metazoa; Chordata; Hyperoartia; Petromyzontiformes; Petromyzontidae
Product: rho guanine nucleotide exchange factor 19-like
Biological process (GO): regulation of actin cytoskeleton organization; activation of GTPase activity
Molecular function (GO): guanyl-nucleotide exchange factor activity; protein binding
Source: RefSeq, a predicted model, not a curated record
GGGUGGGGGAGUUUUGGGGCAGGUCUGCUACUUCCCUGAAACCGGCUCUUUGUGUGCGUGCGUGAGUGUGUGAGGGUCGGGCAGCUAGCUCUGAAGAUCAUUCGGGUCUUCUCUUGUGACUCUACGGGAGCGUGUCGAUGUUGUAGGGGGGUGGGGGGGUUUGUUGGUGACAAAUACGCGCUUGGGAUUCGUGAAACGUGGCCGAGAUGACUCUCGGGGAAAGGAUGUCUCGUCGACCGAUGAUUGUCCAGUGAAUCUUGCACGAGAGCAAGCGUCGGAUACCAAUAUUGAUUCGGGAAAUGACAACAAUGACAAAGGCGCAUCAGACAUCUUCAUCGAUGUAGCAAAAUGGAAUUGGCAACACCUUGUUGAAGUGAAACUCCACCGCUGAAUUAGAAUUUGAGGAGGUGAAGGGCCGGAGAGUGGUGACCGUGCAGCGUGGAGAUGGAGCGAAACGACUCUGCGUAGCCCUCGCUUGUCCCCCACCCCUCCCCAGCAAACCAUCGGCAACACACAAAGUCGAGCAAAUGGAGGUUGACACCGUGCAGCAAUCGAUGGAGCGUGCAAGGCGCCCUCGGCAACACCCUUCCAAGUACCACCAGCCCAACAACGUGUCCGAGGAGGACGACGACGACCUGAAGCUGUGCCUGGCGUCGGAAUACUACGGCGAGGAGUAUGGCCGCUCACCGGACGGCGAACUCUUGACCCUCAAUGGGGACCCGGUGGAGAGCGAUAUCGAAACUGUGCACAUGUCAGACGUCGACGGCUUCAAUUUGUCCGGAAUGAAGGAUGCUCUGGAUGUGCCCGAUGGCUCGUCCACGUCUCCCUGCAUGUCGGGGCCUUUGGAUAUGUACGAGAGAGUCCGGACUCGCAGGAGGGGUGAGAGAGCUAUGACAAUAAUAAUGGCACAUCCGGAGGCCUGUGAGGAUGUGGAUUUGGGCAAAUCGGAGGCAGAUCUGAAGGGUGGCCCCAGGCGCAAGUUAGCUAUGCGCCGCAGGCACACUGUGCCCAGCAAGGAAGUGUCAGAUGAAAAGGUGUCAUUGUCAGACCCUUCAGAAAUCUCGAGCACGGAAGCCACCGACCCUCUCCUGAAACAGCUCCCCAAGGCAUCAAGCAACACGGACAGCACCGAACAUUCAGAAGACGUGCACAGCUUCAUACAACGUGACCGAAGGGUGUCCAUGUACAGCCAGGUGGCGCAUCCGGUGAAACUCUACCAGGAGUACAACAUGAUAGCUCAGAGGAGGGACUGCAUGAAGCAAAUCCGAAUCUCCGUGGCCGUGGAGGGGGAGACACCGAGCAGUGGACAAGGAGACAUCAGCGGCGGCGGCGAAGAGGAAAGUAGCGGCAAGGUUGCCGUCAGCUGGACGCCCGAUCGAUCGCACACGGAGGCUCCCUCGGGUCAUUCGGAAGAGCCGUCGCCCGACCUCGCACGCACCUACAGCUCGUUCUUCUCGCUGUGGCAGGAGUUGCCGGAAGUCCAGAGCAGCGGGGUGCUCGCAACCAUCUCGCAGGCGGAGUGCAGCAGGCAGGAGGCAAUGUAUGAACUCGUGACGUCGGAGGCAUCGUACCUGCGGAGCCUGGAGGUUGCCCUGCACCACUUUCAGGACUCGUGCGAGCUGCAGAAAGUCACGAGUCAGGCAGACAAGCACGCACUCUUCUCCAACCUGGCGGACGUGACCACGGCCAGCGUGAGGUUUCUGCAGGAUCUGGAAACGCGAGUGGCAGAAAACAUACUCGUGCCGGACAUCUGCGACAUUGUGAGCGAGCACACGAAGAAAAACUUCCACGUUUACAUCCCCUACGUGACGAACCAGAGCUACCAGGAACAGACACUGCAGAAGCUACGGCGGACGAACGCCAAGUUCUCCCCAUUGCUGGAGCAUCUGCAGGAGGACCCCAUCUGCAACCGCCUCUCGCUCCAGUCAUUCCUCAUCCUGCCCUUUCAGCGCAUCGUGCGAAUCAAGAUACUUCUCGAGAAUAUCCUCAAGAAAACGGAACCACAUUCCCGAUAUGAAGAAACUGCUUCCGUGGCACUGAAAGCAUUGGCAAGGUUGAUACAAGAGUGCAAUGAAAAUGCUCGGAAAAUGAAGAGGACGGAGGAGUUAAUCCACCUGCACAAUACCAUCGAGUUUGACAAAAUGAAGUCGCUGGCCCUCAUUUCCCCCACGCGCUGGCUGGUGAAGCACGGGGAGCUUUUGGAGCUGGCCGUGUCGCGCACGGCGGGAAGCACGCUCAUGAACAGGCUCAUGACCAAGCGAAUCUAUCUGCACCUGUUCAACGACAUCCUCAUCCUGUCCCGGCGCAAGGACGGAGGGAAGUUCACCGUGUUCUGCCAUGCAGACCGCACGAAGGUGGAGUUACAGUCCGUGGGUGCGGCCGAGAAUAACGUGGCCACGGACAACUCCUUCUACCUCCUCCUGGACGACCACGACAGCCGGAAGUACCGCCUCCUCCUGCGCGCUGCCUCGCAGAGCGAGAAGGAGCGCUGGGUCGAGGCCAUCGCGCCACCGCAGCGCAAGGACGAGGCGGCCCUGGUCUACGAGGGGGAAGACUGCCCGCAGGUCUACUGUCUGAAAGCCUACGUCGCCCAGGAGCCCGACGAACUGAGCCUGGACAAGGGCGACAUCCUCAGCAUCACAAGGAAAACCUCCGAUGGUUGGAUGGAAGGAGUCCGGCUCUCAGACGCGGAGAAGGGCGGCUGGUUCCCCACGGCAAACGUGGCAGAGAUCACCAACGUACACGUCCGUACGCGCAACAUCCGCGACCACCACCGCCUCCAGCUCGCCACGCAGAACCUGCAGCGCAAGCAUUCGUGAUGGCACGGAAACCUCCCAGUGCCAGCCAGUCGUCAUCGUCAUCGCCGUUAUCGCGAGAAUUCGGCCGUUCUCCACCCCAUGAGCCGACACGGGCCACGGCAUUGAUACCAUGCAGGAGAAAUUAAGACAUUUUAACGUGUGCAGGAAACGUCAGCGCCAAGUUGCGGUGGCAAAGUAGACUUAAUACGUGACGUGAAACAAAUGUCUUAAGAGUACUAACUAGGCGCUGGCUAGAGGAGUGGACGUGUUCCCUCUGUAUUGUGGGAAUUAGUAACCCGAGUCAUGUUUUGGGGGAUUGGCAGGUGGGAAGGGAGGACACGGGCACCAUUUGCUUGGGGGCCGCCAUAAUAAAAUGGUUAAAAACCAAUGACUUCAUAUUGAUAGCCUCCUAUGGAGUACAUCUCAAGGCACUCUGUGGUCGUCUAGCCAAGGAGGACCUCUAGUGGCAGCUGUCUCUGUACAGCACAGGGUGAAUGCGGCAUUGGAAAGCAAGUGGGCAUUACUCUGCCAGUAGGAGGACUAUGUUGCUACAAUGAAGUAAUUUGCAUGGCAUUUAUCAAAUUUGCCAAAUUUCAACCAUAUGCCAGAACAAUCGCCUGCACUUUUAAAAUGAGUCCAGUACAGCAGUAGCACCUACAUUCCCAGAACGCGGUGGAAGGCUGGGAUGCAAGAAUACUGAAUGAAGGACCCACCAUGUUGUCCAGGGCUUAACUUAAGCAAGGGCUGUCUAGGUUGAUGACCCGCAAAAUAUUUCCACAUCAGACACAAAAAGUAUACCACUCGCUGUGGCUACUCGUCAUGUGGAAACUGCUCCAGUCUGCUAGUUAAUUGGAAGACAUUCAGUUGCAAUGGGGCCCUGGUGUUUCCCAAGACCAGGUUUAAAAUCCAUGGUGUACACGUGAGGCCAGACUUGUGUCCUGGUUUCAGUAGGACCGGCAUUGACCCAUAAAAUGAGGACAUACAAAGGGACUUGUGGCUUCAUCUGAGCCAGUCAGAGAUAAUGGAUGGAUUUUGUGCGACUGCUCCUCUAUAUUUUAGUGGAUCACACGUAGUGACCACAGGCAGGCAGAAGGACUGGUUUGAAAGUGUUUUACGUUUUGGUUAAUUUGUGUUACAUAUAAAAUGACUGUAAAUAUGAUAUCUUUGAGAAGUACGCUAAAGUAAGUGGAUUACUUUAUAAAAUCCCUGCCAGGAUGCAUGUUCACAUUGCUUGAUAAUUGCCAAUUUUUCUACAUCUGUCAUGUGACAAACAAUCUUAAAGGACAGUUCAGGGGAAAGUGCACCCUCUAGUGGUUAUGGAUUUUUUUAAAAAUCCACUUGAAUGUUUCAUAUGCCCUACAAGAUGUCUCCAACACGAAGGGUUGCAUUGCUCUGCUAAGUAUUCUGAAUGGAUUAUUCAUCUCAGCAUGAUGCCAAUAGCACAAUUGUAAAACGUUGGAUUAGAUUUACCAGCAUUUUUUAAAGGUAUGGAAUAUUCUCUAAGGGACACACAUUUUACGUUUAAUUGAAGCACUUGAAAAACAUAGCUGGACUUGUAUCUGUUGGAUCGGCUAUUUUAUUAAAAAAAAGUUCCAAUU